GAGAUUAUAAACGUCUCUGGUUCAUUUUAUCGACAUUUUUUUUUCUCUCUCUUCAAAAAUAAAACUCCGAAGCGAUUUUUGUGUUUUUCUUUUUUGCUUUUAAUCAGAAACUAUGGAAAUGGAAUCGUUCAUGGACGACCUUUUGAACUUCUCUGUACCGGAAGAAGAAGAAGAAGAAGAAGAUGAUAUGCAACCGCCGAGGAAUCUUACUCGCCGGAAAACUGGAUUACGGCAAACGGAUUCUUCUUUCGGGCUCUUUAACAGCGACGACUCUGGUGUGGUUGAGGAAGAGGAUUUGGAAUGGAUAUCAAACAAAGAUGCUUUUCCGGUGAUAGAAACAUUCGUCGGCGUAUUACCGCCGGAACAUUUCCGUGUAACGUCGCCGGAGAGAGUAGCGACGGAGAUAAAACAGCUGAGUCCGGUUUCAGUACUUGAGACGAGUAGCCAUAAUAGCUCAACGACGACGUCAACUACAACAACCACCUCAAACAGCAGCGGCGGAAGCACGGCUGUAACCACCACCACCGCAGCAACGUUAAUGAGCUGCUGCGUUAGUUUUAAAGCGCCGGCUAAAGCGAGAAGCAAACGUCGCCGCACAGGACGCCGUGAUUUGCGAGUUUUGUGGACAGGUAACGAGCAGGGAGGAGGAGGAGGAGGAAUACAGAAGAAGAAAACUACGGCGGCGGUGAUUAUGGGAAGGAAGUGUCAACACUGUGGAGCGGAGAAGACGCCGCAAUGGAGGGCGGGACCGUCAGGACCUAAGACUCUUUGUAACGCUUGUGGCGUGAGGUAUAAGUCAGGUAGGCUUGUUCCGGAGUAUCGUCCGGCGAAUAGUCCAACUUUUACGGCGGAGUUACAUUCGAAUUCUCACCGGAAGAUUGUAGAGAUGAGGAAACAGUAUCAGUCCGGUGACGGUGAUCGGAAAGAUUGUGGAUAAAAAAAAAAUUGUUAGGAUUAAUUUUUUUUCUUAUUAUUUGAGGAACUUUUUUUUUU
Molecule: messenger RNA, 993 nt
Organism: Capsella rubella
Lineage: Eukaryota; Viridiplantae; Streptophyta; Magnoliopsida; Brassicales; Brassicaceae
Product: GATA transcription factor 1
Exons: 2
Coding region: 113-937 (274 amino acids)
Biological process (GO): regulation of DNA-templated transcription
Molecular function (GO): zinc ion binding; sequence-specific DNA binding
Source: RefSeq, a predicted model, not a curated record